Molecule: messenger RNA, 1005 nt
Organism: Hibiscus syriacus
Lineage: Eukaryota; Viridiplantae; Streptophyta; Magnoliopsida; Malvales; Malvaceae
Exons: 2
Coding region: 348-758 (136 amino acids)
Source: RefSeq, a predicted model, not a curated record
UCUGAUCUGGGUUUUCUUUAUUUCUCAUUCAGAUCAUAGUUCUCCAAGAAAAAUAAAGCUUUCUUUUCUUCUUUGUUUGCUUCAGUAACCUUUGAAAGAAAUAAAGACCCAGCUUUUCUUUCCCCCUUGUGCUUGUAGUAACUUCUUGGAUUGGUAUAAUGAGAUUCUGAAACAUGGGAUUUUGUUUCAAGGAGGCAGAAUAUUGAUGUAUGUUAAAAGAUCAGCUUCAUUUUUCUUGUUUCUUUCUUUUUUUAUGGUAACGGAGUUAUCUAUAGAAAAAAAGAAGAGGAAAAAGCCAUAAACCUUCUUUGGUUGUUUGAAAUUGUUGUUUACGUGGAUCUUUAACAAUGAGAAGAGGUAGAGGAAAAGCAAAGAAGCAGAAUGUCGUUUCUUCUCUUGAUGAUCCGGGAAGCGGUGUCGACGAAAAAAUUCCGGCUUAUAAGAGAAGAGGAAGGCCACAAAAGCAGAAGGAUGAUUUCGAUGAAGAUGAAGUGGAGAAGGCUGAAGAGGAUGGUGAAGACUUUAAAGGUUCAGUUCCUGCCAAAGAGAUGAAAAAUCAGGCUGCCACGGAGAACGGAGGGAAGAGGAAAAGGUCAAUGCAAACAAAAGAAAACAUAGAUUCACUCAAGAAAGGAAAUGGUGUUACAACAAAGUUGAGCACUGAUGACUCAACUAAAUCGGUCGGAUACCGGCAAAUUGGUAGCAGGCGCAAAAACAAGCCUCAACGGGCUGCUGAAGCUGUUGUUGAGUGCAAGUGAGGUUCCAGAUUCACCGUGGAUUUUGUCUUCUUUCUUAUACCAGAAGAAAAAUCAUUCCACAAGCAAUGCUGGUCUGUGCGUGUAUGGAAUCAAAUGUUUCUUUUUGUUCCUCGUUAUUUGUUUUUGCAGUUUCCUAUUCCAUUUCCCAAACGGUUAAUUUUAGUUUUGAGCUAUUUUGAUAAGUAAUGCUUGUAAUAUUCCAUGGUUUCAUCAAAAAUUACAAGGAAAAAAACAGUGAUUUUUACCA